Molecule: messenger RNA, 1905 nt
Organism: Gekko japonicus
Lineage: Eukaryota; Metazoa; Chordata; Lepidosauria; Squamata; Gekkonidae
Product: leukocyte elastase inhibitor-like
Exons: 8
Coding region: 50-1285 (411 amino acids)
Biological process (GO): negative regulation of endopeptidase activity
Molecular function (GO): serine-type endopeptidase inhibitor activity
Source: RefSeq, a predicted model, not a curated record
GCGGAGAGUGCCUGUGUGUAUUGCCCGAUUCACCAAGCUCUGAAAGAUAAUGGAGACUCUGAGCAUGGCAAACACCGAGUUCGCCCUUGACCUUUUUCAGUACAUGUGCCAGAUUCAUCAUGACGACAACAUCUUAUUUUCACCUUGGAGCAUCUCUUCUAUUAUGGCGGCUGUGUAUCUUGGGGCCAAAGGCUGCACUGCAGAGCAGAUAGCAGAGGUGUUCCAUUUUAACAAAGUUGGAAGAACAGGAGCCACUAGGGCAAUAACACGACGUGCAUAUUCCAAAAUGGAGGAGCUUCUGCAUAACCCCUGCAUCUCCACCCAGAAGGCACCGCUCGAUAUCCAUUCGGAAUUCCAGGAGCUUAGCCAAGAAAUCAGCCAGCCUUCUAAAAACAUCCUGCUAAGAAGCAUCAAUCGACUAUAUGGUGACAGAUCAAUGUCUUUCAGAAAUGAAUUCUUACAAUCAGCCAAGAAGUAUUAUAACAUGGAACCGCAAACAGUGGAUUUUCAGACAGCUUCAGAUGAGGUCAGAAAAGAAAUUAAUUCCUGGGUGGAACAGCAGACAGAAGGUAAAAUACAGAAUCUGUUGAAGGAGGGAUCCAUAGAUUCACUUACCCAACUCAUCAUGGUGAAUGCACUAUACUUCAAAGGAAACUGGUCAAAGACAUUUAAGAAGGAAGCCACAACGGAACAGCCUUUCAGAAUGAACAAGAGCAGAAGUAAAAAAGUGAAGAUGAUGUUCCAGAAGGGGAAAUUUAAUUGGAACUACAUAGCAGAUGUCCAGACUCAUAUUCUUGAGCUCCCGUAUGUCAAUAAAGACCUCAGCAUGUUUAUACUACUCCCAGAUGACAUCAGAGAUAACAGCACUGGCUUGGAAGCGCUAGAACGAGAAUUGACUGGUGAGACUUUAUCCAAGUGGACAAGCCCAGAAGAAAUGGAGGAAACUGAAGUACGGGUCUAUCUUCCUAGGAUCCAACUUGAAGACCGCUAUGAGUUAAAGUCCACUUUGAGCCGCCUGGGGGUGAUGGAUGCCUUCGAUGCAGGCCGAAGCAACUUCAGCGGGAUGUCCGACAAAAACGACCUGGUUCUCUCUCAGGUUUUCCACAAGUGCUUUGUUGACAUCAAUGAAGAAGGUACGGAAGCGGCCGCUUCGAGUGUCGCUGAUAUAGCCAGCCGAAGCGAAGGGGAUGCAGUUUUGUUUGCGGCUGAGCACCCUUUCCUCUUCUUUAUAAGGCAUAAUAAAAGCAAAAGCAUCCUCUUCUUUGGAAAGUUCUGCUCCCCCUAAGCGAUUGCAACCACCUUAGCCAACAGGAAGGAUCUUGCCUCAGUCGGAAGAUGCCACAGGCCCCGUUAACCACAAUCUGUCACAAUAGAGGGCCUGUUCACACUUUGCUGUGUAUUUGAGGAACAGAAUAUACAGAUAGAUCCAUAUGGCUGUUACCAAUAUGCUCACCCAAAGGCCAACUUCGGGCUUUAGAAAUGAAGAAAACCCACUGGGUACGGCCUUGAGUUUUUGCAGGGCAGUUUCCCCUGAUUCUGCUGCUCUGUCAAUUGUGCUGUCUAUUGCAAAUAUAAACUAGGGCACUUGGCAAAGGAACAACUGCUUUUUUGGAGGGGUGUGUGUUAAAAAGCAGUCCAAGGAAAUCAGUUAAGUUACCCCAGGGUGCUGCUAACCCAGUGUGCCGUGCCCAAUAAUAUAAACAUUGGCUUAUUCCAUCUACACGGUGUGAACUGUUUGCUACAUGUUUUAAUAGGCAAAUAUUGCAUGCAAGAGCAAAAUAUGCACAUGCGAUUCUCCUUUUCUUUAGACUCCUCGUGAAUUUGCAGAAAUGUAGAGUCUGGUUCCUUUAUGUUUUACCUGUGUGGUUUAUGUUAUACAUAAUGCUGUCUUAACUUAUUUCACUG